This is a messenger RNA of Panonychus citri (citrus red mite), 3828 nucleotides long. Its product is annotated as GATA zinc finger domain-containing protein 14-like. Gene Ontology annotation, molecular function: cis-regulatory region sequence-specific DNA binding. Gene Ontology annotation, biological process: transcription elongation by RNA polymerase II; snRNA transcription by RNA polymerase II; positive regulation of transcription elongation by RNA polymerase II. The transcript has a single exon. Bases 504 to 3476 code for a protein of 990 amino acids. Gene Ontology annotation, cellular component: transcription elongation factor complex. The record is from RefSeq and is a predicted model, not a curated record. Lineage: Eukaryota; Metazoa; Arthropoda; Arachnida; Trombidiformes; Tetranychidae.
GUUCUGAGCCAGAUUUACCUUUUAGUUUUUCCUCUUUUUUCUCUCUCUUUUUCUUUCUUUAAUGCGUAUUCUAAAUUGUUAUUUAAUUUAACCAAUAUUUACAGACACAUGUACAUUAAUUAACUAUAAUUUCGGUGUAUGUUUAUAUGUAAUUUAAAUCAGUUGAACUUAAUUCGCGAGAAAUAGAAAACACCACAAUAAGGAGAUUCAUCUUUUUCUAUUUCUUAAUUUUCUCUUCUUCUGCUUUGGCCCUAAAAACCAUCAUCAUCAACAAAUCUUUAUUGUAUAUUGUGUUUUUUUUUCUGCUCCUUUUUUGUCUUGCUUCUCAUCUGUGUCUUCUUGUGUUUCACACAUACCUAUAUAUUCACAACCACAACACACACACAUACAUACACACACUCACCAACAAAUAUUUCUUGUUUACUACAUUUAUAUAUACAUAAACCUUGUUUCCAGAUCACACAUAUACCAAACCACACAUUUGAUUUGUAAUUAAUAGUAAAAUGGCCAAACCAAGUGAUAAUGGACAUUAUGUGUACUACUCUAAUGGUGAUAGUAACAAGACCUGUAUACUUGUCAAAUUAACUGAUUCAGCUUUAAAUGCAAUUGAAAACCACCUUUCAUCUAAUUCUCUAGCCUUGCCAAGUAUUACAUUCAAGUCAGAUACCAAUAAUGGUGUCCUUAGUUUUCCUGUUCCGAAAUCAAACCAUUCACAUCCGGAUGUUAACAAUGAAAACUCUGGUGGUGGACCUAGUGAACGGCGUUUCAGUUUUAAUUUAUCAAAUGCUGAAGCUGGUGGACCCCAAGGUAGUUUUGAAUGUUUACGGCAAACAGAUUCUAGAGUAUUAAAAGGUCUUGGUAGUAUACAAUACAAGAUGCAGAUUCAUGCCAGUGAAGAUAGUUAUGAAAGAACAAAGGAAAGGAUGGCGGAAAGUCAAAAUGAAUCAAAGAAAUAUUGUACAAAGGUUAUCAAGGGCAUUGGUUCAACUGUUGGAAGACGAAGUAAAGUAAAGAAAAUUACUGGUUUUAGUCAAUCUAUUGUUAACGGUUCCAGAGAUAAUGGUACUAGAGAUUCGGGUGGAGGCGGUGGAACCAUUAGUAAUAAUAGUAGCCAUCUUCACCAUUCAAGUGCUUUAUCCAGCCAUAAUCAUCAUAAAUCUAGCUCACCUACAGUUAUAAAGAGUAAUUCUAGUGGUGUGAAUAAAUAUAAUCUAUACCAUGGAUCAUCAAAUUCUACCACAAUCUCUUCUUCUUCUUCCUUGUCUUCUUCCUCUGGAACUGGUCUUACCUCAACAACCACCUCGACGUCUUCUUCUUCCUCCUUGUCAACAAAUUCCUCAUCAAUUUCCUCGUCAAACAGUCUGGCCAACAAUAUAUCUUCAUCAUCUUCUUCAAAUACUUCUUCUUCCCUAACAAACUCACAGCCAUCAUCGAUCAAUGGAUCCAAUUUAUCGAUGAACCGAGAUGCAAUUAAGGGAAACAAUUCAAAUUCAAGUACACCCAAUUGUAAUAUAAAUGCCAGUAAUAGUCGUAAUGCCAAUAGUGGUUCAAAGGUAACAUUGGCCUGCAAUCCUGAGCUUAUGAAGAAAUCUCUUCGAGAAAGAGUUAUCCAUUUACUUGCUUUAAGACCUUAUAAGAAACCGGAGCUGCUUGCAAGACUAAACAAGGAAGGUAUCAAGGAGAAAGAUAAGAAAAAUUUAAGUCAAGUUUUCAAUACAAUAUCCAAAUUAAAAGAGAAUGCAUACAAUUUGGCUGCUCAUGCUUGGCAUGAGGUACAAGUUGACGAUUGGCCAUUCUAUACACCCGAACAAAGAGAGAUUGUCCGAAAGCGGAAAACUCUUGAAAUUCAACAAAGGUCAUCAACGGGUAAAUAUGGUUUAUCUCCUUUAACUUGUCUCCAGGAUUCGUCACCAUCAGCUAGUUCAGUCGCAACGUCAUCUUCAUCAACCAAUAACACCAAUACCAAUAAUAGUAACAGCAUCAACAACAACAACAACAACAACUCAUCUUUAUCAUCAUCGACAAGUAAAAGGUCUGCUGAAACUGGUUCUAGUAAUAAAAGGCAACGUCUUAAUGCCAAUAAUCAAUCUUCCUCCAAAAGAGGACUUUCGCCAAAUGUCGCCUUAAAUCAUAAUACCAACAGCAUGAUGAACAACUCUACCAAUAAUAGUAACAACUUUAACAAUAGUGGUAAAAAUGACCUACCGGAUAUAAUGAGUGAGUGGUCUAUGAAACCAAGGAGUCCGGAACCAAAUUAUUAUACUAAUAGUGCCUCAAAUCAUAAUGUUGACAAUUCUGUUAACAACGGUGAAAAUAAUUCUGGUUCAAUGUCCAAAAGUUGGAUUAAUGAGAACGGUAGUGAUGAAAAUCGUUCAAGCCAUAAUGCCAGUGAUUAUUAUAGCGGUCGAUCAACAGUCAACAAUCUCUCGGAUUUUGACCAAUAUGAUAAUAGUCAUGGAAAUGGUCAUUCCUCACAUGAUGCUCAUCGUACAACCAAUGGUUACUCAAACUCCAGUGAAGGUGGUAAUCAAACAGUAAAUGGUCAUCAUUACAACAAUAAUAAUAAUCGUUACUCUUCAAACAACAACAACAACAACAACAACAACAACAACAACAACAACAAUAGUAAUAAUAAUUAUCAUCAUCAUGGUAAUUCCAUGAGCACAUCAAAAAGUGAUUAUAAUGGUGAUCUACAUAAUAGUAGUGGCAGUGGCAAUUCAAAUUCCGGUAACGGUCUCAAUAGUCGGAAAAGGCUUAAAAAUGGCUACAACAACAACAACAACAACAACAACAACAGUGUUAAUAAUAACAACAGCCAUAGUAAUCAUAAUAGUAACAUGAAUAAUAAUAAUAAUAAUCAUUCUCAUCAUUCAAGUGGAAUGGUCAACUUAUUGAACAGCGGUUCCAUGGUGAACGGAUCAAAUUGUUCAACACCAAACUCAAGUCCAGACAGUGGAACAGGUAGUAAUGAUGGUAACCUAUCGACGAUUUCUUCUAAGUCCUUGUCUUCCAUAAAUUGUGAAUUACCUGAUUAUGCCAUUAAAUUUGUAGAGAUUACAAGUGAUGAUCAAUCGCGAAAAUAUAAAGAAGAAUUUAAUAGUGAAUAUAAAGAAUAUCGUCGUUUACAUCGUAAUAUUGACCAAGUUGCACGAAAGUUUUCCGCCUUUGAAGCUAAAUUGAAAAGUUUACCGGAAGGAUCUGACGAAUGGAAUAAAACAUUAGAAGAAGUUUUCAAGGAAUAUGAUACAAUCAAGAAAGAUUACAAAUUCAUGGAAUCCAAACGACGGGUUGCCUAUUUACACGAGAAAUUAUCUCACAUUAAAAAAUUAAUCCAAGAGUACAAGUCUUCACAAGGGCAUCGCUCUACUCAUUAUAAUACAACAACCAUGUCUCAUCACCACACCAACUACAACAACCACCACAAUAACCAUAACUACCACCACCACCACAAACAACAAUCAAAUCAUCAUUCAUAAAUGGUAAUACCAUUGCCUGAUUACUUCUGUAUGUUAAAAGAGAUCUUCCCCUUUACUUUUUUUGCUCUUUUUUCUCUUUCUGUUUUUUUCUCUCUCUCUCACACACACACACACACUCUACUGUCUGCGAUAAAAAUCAACAAAUGGAUUAAUUCUAUUCUCUCUCUCUCUCUCUCUCUCUCUCUACCUUUAUCACUCUCUCUCUCUCUCUCUCUCUCUGCUUUUCUCUCUAUCUCUCUUGCCAUUGUGUUCUCACAAUGACCUAAGUAUUUAUUAGAGUUAUUACCCAUCUCUUUCUGCAAGCAAACAAAAAACAACAAAAAAAUAAUAUACAUUGCAUAUACACUUAAAA